AUAUAAUUAUUCUAAAAAUUAUUUAUGAUGAAACCACCAAUAUUAUUUAUCGUUCUAUUUAUUCAAUAUGCGAUAUGUCUUGAUUAUGAUGGCUGGCUAAAUAUACGGAUUGAACAUUCGCUAAAUUGCAAAGAAGAUAAAUAUUGUAAUCGCGGAAAUAUAUCACUUAAAAGCAUACGAGCUGGCACUGCAACAAUUGAUCAAAAUCCUUUAAGUCAACAACACAUAGACGAGUUAAAGGAGCUGGCUUCAAUUGAUGGAUUUUAUACUUUGAGAACUUUUGUUACUACAGCUGAUAGCAAGGAGACUGAAUUCCUUUCGUCAGUAAAGGCUAAAGCAUUCUUAGAAAAUGGUUUAUCAGAUGUAAUCAGUGCAUGGGUACUGCCCAGUGGUGAAGUGAUAGCUGUGACAUUUCAAGUGACCAAUUCAAGCCAAUCUCAUGGCUUGCACAGAUCUGACUAUGACAUUCAUUCCGAUUUUUAUCUUCGUCACGUGGAUCAGGCACCUGUACCUGACACAGCUUCAUACAUUCAAAAACUAGAACGAGAAAGAGAAGCAAGGGAAAAGGGUGAAUUGAAAGACAAUAGAUCAUUUUUGGCCAAAUAUUGGAUGUAUAUUGUUCCCAUUGCAAUAUUUGUGAUGAUAUCUGGAGCCACAAACCCAGAAGGUGGCGCACAGCCUUCUCGAUAAUUUAAUACAAAAUAUUAAUUAUAGUAGUACAAUUUUGCUUAUUUUAGGGUAUUGUUUAUGCAAAUUUUCUUAUUUAUGUGUUGAGUGUGUGGUUAUAAAAUAAAUAGAAAUUAUAAUCAAAA
Colias croceus (clouded yellow) is the source of this 812-nucleotide messenger RNA. RefSeq names its product ER membrane protein complex subunit 10 (gene EMC10). NCBI's taxonomy places the organism in Eukaryota, Metazoa, Arthropoda, Insecta, Lepidoptera, Pieridae. Gene Ontology annotation, cellular component: EMC complex. Bases 25 to 690 code for a protein of 221 amino acids. The transcript is spliced from 5 exons. The record is from RefSeq and is a predicted model, not a curated record.